This is a messenger RNA of Fusarium pseudograminearum CS3096, 3513 nucleotides long. RefSeq lists its product as uncharacterized. Bases 1 to 3513 code for a protein of 1170 amino acids. Gene Ontology annotation, molecular function: RNA polymerase II cis-regulatory region sequence-specific DNA binding; DNA-binding transcription factor activity, RNA polymerase II-specific; zinc ion binding. The record is from RefSeq and is a predicted model, not a curated record. Gene Ontology annotation, cellular component: chromatin. Lineage: Eukaryota; Fungi; Ascomycota; Sordariomycetes; Hypocreales; Nectriaceae. The transcript has 6 exons. Gene Ontology annotation, biological process: DNA-templated transcription; regulation of transcription by RNA polymerase II.
AUGACUUCGUCGCCCCCGCGUCAGAAACGCCGCAAGGCUUCCUGCAAGGAGUUCCAAUGCACCCACGAAGGCUGUGGGAGGACAUAUUCGCGUGCCGAGCAUCUUCAACGGCAUCAACUCAAUCACUCCCCUAAAGAAAUCUACUACUGUGACUAUCCUGACUGUUCAUUCACAUUCGUCAGGAAAGAUCUCUACGCUCGUCAUAAACUGAGACAUGAGCGUCAAGUAGAGCAGUAUGGCAAUGGUCGUUUAUCCCAACGGCCGCAGAAGGAGUUUUCGAAAUUGCCAAGGCAACGCAGUGAAAGAUACUCCUUUAGCGAAGAUGGCUCAGCUUGGAGUGACACCCAGGACGAAGGGAGAGAAGAAUCAGCAAAAGAGCGACACGCUUCAAUGGCCCGACAGUCCAUGGACGCUUCCGGACUUGACUCUCACAGCUCGAAGCAAUUUGGAAUCGAAGGGGGCAUAGUUCGUCAAGAUUCUGGUCAACGCGACGAACUGGGUGGUCCAAGCGGCUACUAUGGAGACCAACGGCAACUACAGAGUCGCGAUUCAUCACCAGAAAAACAGGCCAUGAACACUGUGCCGUUUCGAAUUGAUCCGGUGCCGCCUGCUGAUAUGUCUAUGCCCCUGACAAGCCCCGAUUUGACGGGUCGUCCGGAACGUGCUCGAGCCCAGUCCUAUGCUAUGCCCAACGGAAUACCAGCGUCAAAUACGGAACACGUCAACAUAGAGGAACAGCAUUUUGGACUUUCCCCAUCAAGUACGGAUGAGUUUACCACCUGGCUAUUUGCCGGUCAGGGGCUAGGCUCUAACUACAACUUUGUGCCAAGCACUUUCGGCAUGGCAGGAUACUCCAAUAACUUUGGGCAAUUAUGUACGGAUUACACAGCUCAGACAGGCAUAAUGGGGAGUUCUUACGUCGAGCCUAUUAACAGUCUAUGGUUUCAGUCAGAAUCAUUGACUAUGGAGACACCAGUAGUGGAUUUAUCGCAGUUUGGAAAGAACAGUUUUUCAGAGCACAAACGACAAGCGUUACUCCACUAUAUGUUGCAGCGUUUUAACGAGAUCAGCCUGCACGGCAGCAGAUCGGCCGCGGAUAUCAAGGGUGAGAUCUUUGGAAGUGACACUGACGCCGAGAGCCAUGUUCUGAGUCAUGUCAAUGUCGAACGCUAUCUCAACUCAUAUUGGGACAACUUUCACGAUCAACUGCCUAUUCUACACCGCCCAACAUUUAUACCCGAAACUGCAAAUGACUUUCUUCUGUUGGCUGUGCUCAUUAUGGGCGCUUCCAUGGUUGAUAAACAUGGCACAUCACAAGAUACUAUGGAGAAAAUUUCAAAGUUCACCACCUUUGUUUCGUGGAAUCUGCGUUGGCAAGUUUUCAUGCAUGCUGACUCUCAUCCACCUGCGAAACUUUGGGUCAUACAGACAUUGUUGAUUCUCGAAGUCUAUGAGAAGAUGAAUGCAAGCCGUGUUCUUCACGAGCGUGCUCAUAUCUACUUCCCUACAACACUGUCUCUUAUGCGCAGAGGAAGCGCCCUGACAGGAAAGCAGUCCUCGUAUGUGUCCAGAGUUCCAACACCUAUGGGUAGCCCCAAAAUGGGGUCGGCUAGAAUGUUCCCUAGAUCGACCCAGCCGGGCUUCAACUCGUCGCCUGAGAAAUGGUGGGACCACUGGGUUGCACAGGAAGCUACGCGCCGAGCUGCCUUGGCUGCAUUCAUCAUCGAUGCUACGCAUGCUGCUUUAUUUGGACACACACCCACACUUGUCAUUCAUGAAAUCAAACUUCCACUUCCGUGUGACAACACUUUAUGGUCUUCUGAUUCACCAUCGGAGAUUGGUUGUGUCGAGUCAAGUCUUCAUGCCAAUGGCGUCACGCCAAUCACUUUCCUUGAUGGUCUUCAACGAACACUCAAUGGGCAGAGAGUGCGAACAAGCCCGUUUGGAAGAAUAUCACUUCUAGCUGCGCUGUUGUCUGUAACAUGGCAGAUGCAUCAAAGGGAUCUUGAUCGCUCAACACUUGGUACCGACACGAUACCUGGUGUUCAAGAACGUUGGCGACCGAAGCUACUUAGAGCUUUUGAUUGGUGGAAGAAGGACUACGAUGAUGGUGUUGCCCAUGUCAAGCACGCCGCGUUUGAUUGGCAAAGAUUAGGAUUGAGCAACAGAGGAGGAAGCGACGAUGGUGAAGCUAUGGAAACGCAGGGUACAGUGCUCUACCAUUUGGGUCAUAUCACAGUCUACAUCAGCAUGCCAGAACUUUGCAUCUUUGCUGGUGUCCCUCAGAUUCUUGGCAGAACUGUUUCUUCUGUGGAUUGGAGGAGGACAGAAGCCAAGAUCAAGGAGUGGGUGGCAUCACCCGGAGCCAUCGGUGGGGUUUAUCACGCGUUGCAGCUCAUCCGGCUUAUUCUUCUCCAAGAGGAACCCAAAAGAGGAGGCAUGGCUAGCGAAGCCAGUGGGCUGCCAUCGGCUUGGUUUCCUUCCAGCUACCCCAAAUACGAUGCUGGAAGUGAUAAGCUGCUGGUCAGGCCUUGGGCUUUGUAUUAUGCAUCUCUGGUGCUGUGGGCAUAUGGGUUUGUACAAGAUGGGAACAUUGAGCCGUUCCCAGACCAUCUGCAAUACCCCACCAGCAAUAUUGGAAUUCCAACAAUGACCACGGACUCGAGUGUUCCUUCAACUUCAAAUCAAGGUGCAACCAGUACCCCUCAAGGAUCUCAAGCUGAGAAGACUCCCAUGUCAUCCAACAUGGACUACGAAGCAUUAAAGCGCGACCGUCAUGAAGAUCUCCGAACAUAUCUGCAAAUCAUGAUUCCUCCCACGAUCGAUUCCAUCAAGGCUUUCCACCUGCAUCAAAACCAAGCCGGCGUGGUGGGAAACCGAAAUAAAAUCAUUGGUUUGUUGAGUGUUGUCGACGACGCUCUGACUAAUACAAAAUGGGAGCUUCUGUCUGAGGCGAGGAAUAGACUGAAGAUGGCGGCGUCGAUGAUGCAACGACCUAUGAUUAUUUUGACAGGUGAUAUUGUGUUUGGGGAGCACCCAUCAGAUCUGAUGACAAGGAAGAACGUGGUGGUGUCUUAUACAAGAGAUAACCUGGAUGUUCGCCACGAAUACAGAGUCUUCAGUACCAGGGUAUCCCAUUGCGGUUGGAACUUUAUUUUGUGCUUCAUCGUCCAGCUUGGUCCGGCUCAUGCCGAAGACGUGCAGACUGAGCUAACGGCAGUGCCAGCCGUUUACCGAACAAACCUUUCAAAACAGGCAGAAGAGAAUGCAAGCGUGAAACACAUCAAGAGGCUGCUGCAUGUUGGUAGUUCACCUGAUGUCUUAGCUCCCAGGAUCAUGGCGAGUCAGACAUGGCUCAAUGGUCGUGUCUACAGGUUUGGUACCCCUGAGUUGGCCAACGCCGCAUCCGUGCAUUGUUGGAUGGGGGAUUUGAAGUCGGCUCUGAGCGUAAGGAGUUUAGUUGAGGAGAAACAAGAAGGGAGCGUGGACCGACACGUCGAGAAUGCGGUCUGA